UACAAAUAAACUGGUGAUUCUCUUCUAGAUGUCCAAUAUCACAGUCACAUACAGAGAUGGCCGAGUGGCACAGCUGGAACAAGUUUACAUACGUGGCAGCAAGAUCCGAUUUCUGAUUUUGCCUGACAUGCUGAAAAAUGCACCCAUGUUAAAGAGCAUGAAAAAUAAAAACCAAGGCUCAGGGGCUGGCCGAGGAAAAGCUGCUAUCCUGAAGGCCCAAGUGGCGGCAAGAGGAAGAGGACGUGGAAUGGGGGGAGGGGGCUUCAUUGUGUUCAAGAUUCUUGGGGACUGGUGGCUGACCACAGACAUACAGGCCAGUGCCGUGUCCCUGUUCACAGUGGGCAGCAAGUAG
Grammomys surdaster is the source of this 352-nucleotide messenger RNA. It is a transcript of the gene Snrpd3, whose product is annotated as small nuclear ribonucleoprotein D3 polypeptide. Gene Ontology annotation, cellular component: U5 snRNP; U12-type spliceosomal complex; U2 snRNP. The transcript is spliced from 3 exons. Gene Ontology annotation, molecular function: RNA binding. Gene Ontology annotation, biological process: RNA processing; spliceosomal snRNP assembly. Lineage: Eukaryota; Metazoa; Chordata; Mammalia; Rodentia; Muridae. The record is from RefSeq and is a predicted model, not a curated record. The coding region runs from base 29 to 352 and encodes 107 amino acids.